UUGAAAAGACGUGCUUACCGUCCAUCAUAAUAUUUAGUAUUGUGAUUCCUAAAUUUACCUGGGAAUAUCCAUUUGAGGAACAAAAUACAAAAUUGUUACCUUUUUUUAUUGACGAUUCUAUGAGUAUUGAUGUCCCUACCAUGAAAGCUAAAGUUCGCAUUGAUCUAACUUAUGCAAAGACCCAUAACGCUGAGUUGGUAAACAUACCUUAUAAUGUAAAUGGUUUUUCUAUGCUAAUUAUUAUGCCUUAUAAAGCGAGUGAACUGUCUAUUGUUGAGAACGAACUUGAUAAAAUAAUUUCUAAUUUUACAAAAAGAGAAGGAGCUACCUAUUUGCUUCUUUUGCCAAAGUUCAAGAUUGAUCAAAAGUUGGAUUUGGAAAUUUCUUUAAAAGAGUUGGGCUUGUAUAAUCUAUUUUUGGAAAAAGCCGACUUGAGUGGAAUUACAUGUGAAAAAUCUGUAGUCUUGAACAGCAUUUUUCAAAAUUGCUUUGUGAAUAUCGUGGAAGCCGGUUCAGAACCCUCAUCUACAGUGUUUUCAAAUUUAAACAGUGAAACCAGUCAUUACGUUAAUCCACCAGAAUUUCAUGUAAAUAAACCAUUCAUAUUUAUGAUUAUGUACUACGAUAUAAGUGUCAUUGUUGGAAAAGUUAUCAAUCCUCUCAACUGAGCUAAGUGGUGCAUUCAUGGAACACUUAACAACAUCAAAAAUUAACUUUGACGGUAAGGUAAAUGCUGGGGAGGUCGUCGCAUGGGUAAGUAGUCAAACCAUAUAUUUUUCAAAAUCAAUAUAUUUUGUAUAUUUGUAUCAAUACAUUUUGCGCUAUUACCUAAUUGCACGCAUUGUGCGAUUUUUAAAUUGUGACGUGCAUUUGCUCAGAAAAUCGAAUCUUCUGAAGAACGGCAGGUACGUUUUAAGAAUUCUUUUGUUAAAAUUAUUUCAUGUUUAUAAAAUUACAGUUUUUUUAUUGUUAUGAAU
Molecule: messenger RNA, 977 nt
Organism: Trichogramma pretiosum
Lineage: Eukaryota; Metazoa; Arthropoda; Insecta; Hymenoptera; Trichogrammatidae
Product: serpin I2-like
Exons: 5
Coding region: 120-668 (182 amino acids)
Biological process (GO): negative regulation of endopeptidase activity
Molecular function (GO): serine-type endopeptidase inhibitor activity
Source: RefSeq, a predicted model, not a curated record